Molecule: messenger RNA, 537 nt
Organism: Metarhizium robertsii ARSEF 23
Lineage: Eukaryota; Fungi; Ascomycota; Sordariomycetes; Hypocreales; Clavicipitaceae
Exons: 4
Coding region: 1-537 (178 amino acids)
Source: RefSeq, a predicted model, not a curated record
AUGGGUGGCUCGCAGCCAUUCAUGUAUAACGCCGCAUGGCGAAAUGACGCGAGGUUUCCCGCAACCACUUUUGAUCCUAAGGCUGUGACGCGGGCCAGCUGGGAGCCAAAGCCUAGGAAACCGCCUCCAACAGGCCCUCUCAUCUCAUUCGACCGACACCCUGAUGCCCAUAUGGUCGUUUCACACCGAAAUAAUCCAUACUUGCCACUUGGACAGCGAAUGAAGAAAUGGAUCAAGGGAUUACGGAAUGUUCAGUUUUUGAUUCGUGUUUUGGAAAUUAAUGCAGCCAUUGGUUCCCUCGUCCUACUCAUUCUCAUUACAAACAUUGACGAGGCCACAGGGUGGAUUAUGAGAAUUUCGCCCGGUGUCGCCAUCGCUCAGUGUUCAUACGCGAUAUAUCACCUAUCUCGGAACGCCUCUGGUCGUACCCCAGGCUCCUCAGCUGCCUAUCACGUCUUUGCUGCCACCUCCGAUCUGCCUAAUGCCGCCGGAUAUGAACCCGCUCGAGGAUCAUCUGACAGCGAGGCCAUUCCAUAA